UCGCCUUGCACUGAGGAAGAUCUCGAGUUUGCUGUGAGAUAACGCGGCGCGCACGCACGCGAUGUCAGCUCGGUCUGUGUUUGGGGACGCGCCGUUCGCGUCAAGCGCGAAGAAGUUUAUAGAGGAUUUCAAGCGUGAUACGCACCCCAAUAAAGUUAAUCUUGCAGGGAGGGAGUAUUUAGGAGAGCACGGACAAACCACAUGGCUUCCUCUGAUACGAAAAAUUAUGCAGCAGAUCGCUACAGACCCCACUCUUAUCCCAGAGUACACACCUGUCCUCGGUAUCCCAGAAUUCAGCAGGAGGGCAACAGAACUUGCAUUGGGAACAGACAGCCCAGCUAUACUGCAAAGCAGGGUGUUCGGUGUCCAAACAGUAGGAUGUACUGGGGCAGUUCGUCUGGGUGCUGAGUUGCUGAGAACCUGCUUCUGCUCCGGCUCUUCCUGGAGUGGAUCCGUCUUCCUCUCCUCUCCUUGUGAUGAAUCACUGGCAGACAUCUUUAAGGCUACAGGAUUCGAGGAUGUUAGAUACUACCGGUACUGGGAUGCUGAAUCCAGCGGGGUGUGCGUGGAUGGCAUGCUGCAUGAUUUGGAAAAUGCUCCAGAUCACAGUGUAGUGGUCUUGUUUGCUUCUGGGCACAGUCCCACUGGCGCUGACCUCUCUCAGGAGGAGUGGAAACGUGUAGCUGAGGUCACGAUGAAGCGUCAGUUGUUUCCAUUUAUCCUGAUUCCUGCUCAAGGAUUGUGCAGUGGCUCUUUAGAGCAGGAUGCCUGGGCCGUUCGGCACUUCGUGUCUUUGGGACUGGAAGUGCUCUGCGCUCAGUCUUUUUCCCACAACUUUGGCCUCUAUGGUGAAAGAGUUGGGCAUCUUCUUUGCGUGCUAAGGCAGAACCUGUUGGCUGUACAAUCUCAAGCUGAAAGACUUGUUCAGACACUUUGGUCCUGCCCUUCAAUGGACGGGGCGAGAGUGGUGGCCACUGUGCUGAGCAACCCUGCCCAUCUAGCCGAGUGGCAAGAUGGUUUGAAGGCCAUGGCUGUUCGCUGCAUGCUAAUCCGUGAAUGGCUGCGUGAAAGACUGCGUCUUUUGGCUAGUCCAGGGUGCUGGGAAAACAUAAUAAAACCUGGAGGGCUUUACUGCUGCAUUGGACUCAAUGCUCAACAGGUUGAGUUUUUGGCUCAGAGAAAACACAUCUACUUGUUACCCAAUGGCUGUCUGAAUGUUAGUGCCAUUAACAGCCGAAACCUCGACUAUGUGACGGAAUCCAUCCAUCAAGCUUUGACUUCUCAACUCUGACCCUGUGUGGAGAUCUUACAAACAUCUUUCCAUAUGCAAUUUGUUUUUCACCUGUUAUUCAGUGAUGAUGUUUUGAUAUUUUGAAUGUACAGCUAUACGCAAAUCAAUAGAAUUUGAAUGUGAGAUUCAUGUAGACAUCUGUUCUCGUUCACACGUCAAGGUGGCUCCAACUAAAGGCGAUGGCUUUAAAUUAACGAAUGGUUCGAUGCAGUGACCUUCACCGUCACUGGAUCUUUUUGUUAUUUUUGUCCUUGAAGAAUAAACUGCAGAAAGCUAAUAUUGGCUUUGGUCUUUACAUUUCUUAGUGAACAAUCUCAUGCCUUAUACAAAGGUUUAGGAAGGUUUUGGAAGGUUAAAGUCUGUGAAUUUUGAAAAAUUGUUUUUGUCAUUUUCAGUUUGACAAAUGACAGGUGUGAUCUCUUAUUGAGGGUAUAAUUUAUGCAGUUUGGAAUGCGCUGCCAGUUUGUUAAUGGAAAAACUGGCAGGAGCUACUAAUUGGUAGAGUAUGAAGGAUAAUUCCUAUAACGAUCAGCGCCCUCUGUUGGUCAAAACAAAUACAACACACAAAAUAUGGAGCUGUGUUUUUUGCUCUUCACCCCACAAUUAAAAUUCUGUAAUUUCUUACCCUCAAGUUGUUCCAACGCUGUAUACAUUUAUUUGUUCUGCUGAACAAAAAAGAUAUUUUGAAGAAUGUGGGAAUCUAAACAGAACUAUUUGCUUACAAACAUCCUUCCAAAUAUCUUUCUUUGUGUUCAGCAAAAUAACAAAAUUUACACAGGUUUGGAACACCUUGAGGGUGAGUAAAUGAUGACCAAUCAUGAAAAUUACUAUUAAGUGAUGCAUAAAAGUUAAAUGGUCUGUUUCAUAUUUUUCUUCUCUUAAUAUAUUAUAAAAAAUUCCCUUUGCCAGACAAUCCUUCUAAGCAGAGACAAAUCACAAAUAGUUUCAAUAGUAUUUAUUGUUCCUCUUCCUUCAAAUUGCAGUCUGUUCUGUUAAAACAUAUGAGUCAUAACCCUUUCACUGAUGAUCAUUAAAACCAAAUCUACUCAGAGUGCUUUUAGAAAAUAAACACUAAAACUAUUUUUAAACAAAAUAAAACAAAUUGACCAAAAAGUAUUCUCAAACGAUACUUCAAUUACAAUCAACAUAUGUUCAACAUGUUUUAUUUAAAUCAAAAUGAUAACAAGGUUAGCUGAAAAUAACCAGUCUUUACUUGUCACUAUUUUCAACCCAGCAUUGAGUUAAAAAGGGACAAACCUAACGUUAUACUUUACCUUAACCAAUAUAUAAACACAGAGGAUGCCUAACCAACGAACCAGUGAAUCCUCAGACCUCCUUUCCUCUAUUCGUAUUCUUGACUGCUUCCCCCGCAUAAGGCGUGGGAAAUGUCCUAUUGGGCAAUUCAACUGUGCUGAAAUAGUGGGAUUAUAACAAUUAGUCAUAUUAAGCGAAUCUGAAUAAUCUGGUUAAAACCAGUGACUGCUGUGAAAGGGCAGUUUACAACCAGGCAAAGACCUGGUGACAGCCUGGAGAGACUGCUGGCAGGAGGGAAUAGACCCCACUGGGGCAGACAUGGGCUAGCUACCCAUGUCGGCAGGAACCAUUACCAUAAACGUAAUGGGUCUGCGAGAGUGGGGGCGCAAGAUGACUCAUCGGUGGAUCACAUGGCAACAGACCUCGGGAUGGAAAUGACAAAUAACCAAGAGAUCAGCACAGCAGAAGUUGGAACAACAGGACAGAAACUACGGAGAUGCAUUUGUGGCUGGACAAAGGAAACAUCAGAGAAAGGUCUUAAAUUCCAUCAGGGCAGGAAGAAGGGCCUGAGAAAGCUUAGUGAGGGGCCUCGCAUUGACCAACACUUCACAAGAGGUAGGGCAAAUCAGUCGGGUGAAGCCCAGUGGCAGGACAAGCACCACAGCCAACAGGGUAUCAGAACCCCAGACGAAGCCCAACCAGGCAUAAACUUACCAGCAAUCAGCAACCCGGAGACUACCCAGCCGCGGCAAGCAGUAGAAAGGAAAAUGGAUGUAAGAAGACCUCAGAUACUUUGGCCUCAAUCCUGCAAAAAAGAAUGGGCAACCAUUCCAGCUUUUAGCAAGCCAAAAAGAAGAUGUUGAAAGAAAACUGGAGAAGAUGGGAGGAAUCAUCUACACCUAUGGGGUCGAGAGAUUUGGAGUGAAAAGCAAGAACCCAAGGUCACAGAAGGAGACAACGGGCUGACCUAAGUCCGAGAGACAAAAAUAAAUCAACAGACUUAUCAGAGAAAGGAGGAACCUGAGGAAACAGUGGAAGAAGGCCACAGAAGAGGAAAGGAAGGGCCUAGAGGCACUACAAGAGCAGAGAGCUUGAGAAAGCAAUGUAAGAAGAAGGAGCGAACCAGGACCGCAUUCUACAAAGAUCCUUACAAGUUCGUCAGUAGCAUCUUUAGCAAGGAGAAAACUGGGACCCUUAAAGUACCUAUAACAGAUUUUGAGGAACACCUACGGAAAAUGUAUUCCGAUAAUCAGAGGCAUGAGCCAAUCUCCAUUCCAGAGGACAUGCCACCAAUUCAGCUACCAGAACACUAGAUGGAUACAAGGCCUCCCAAAUGGAGCGAAGUUGAGUGUGCAGUAAAACGGCAAGAUCAGCUUCAACUCCUGGACCCAACGGUAUACCAUACAGGCUCUACAAGAAAGCCCCUGGGGUGUUGAUGUACCUUUGGAGAUCAAUGGCUGUGGCAUGGAAAAAGCAGGUGAUACCAAAGGUCUGGAGAAGGGCAGGAGGCAUACUGAUCCCCAAUGAGAAAAACACCUCAACUAUUGACCAGUUUUGCCAAAUUAGCCUAUUGAAUGUGGAAGGUAAGAUUUUCUUCAGCGUUGUGGCCAAUAGACUCUCAGGAUUUCUGAAGAGAAACAACUUCAUUGACACUUCAGUGCAGAAGGCAGGCAUAGGGGGUUUCUCUGGAUGUUUGGAACAUGCGAACAUCAUCUGGCACCAGUUGCAAAUGACAAAAAAGGAGAAGAAAGACCUGCAUGUGGUUUUUAUAGAUCUUGCCAAUGCCUUUGGAGCAGUGCCACGUGAGCUGCUGUGGACAGCCUUUAACAUCUUCCAUGUUCCAGAUCAGGUAACAAAGCUGAUUAAGGCAUAUUUUCAGGAUCUCCAAUCUUGUAUUAUCACACAGGAUAGUACCACCACGUGGCAACAGCUGGAGGUUGGCAUAAUGGCAGGUUGCACAAUUUCACCACUGGCUUUUACAAUGGCAAUGGAAAUAAUAAUCCGGGCAUCGCAUUGGGUGGUUGGAGGAGAGCGUUUGAAAAAUGGGUUGCGCCUACCUCCAAUCAGGGCAUACAUGGAUUACAUGACAACCAUCACAACAACCAAAGCAUGUAACAACCAAAACGGCUGCUGGAUAAGCUCCAGGAGAACAAUAGUUGGGCACAAAUGGAGGUCAAAUCAAGUAAAUCCCUCAGCAUUUCUAUUGUCAAAGGCAGGCUUACCAAUGACAGGUUCUGUAUAAAGGGUGAGCCCAUACCAACGGUCACGGAAAAGCCCAUCAAAAGCCUUGGAUGGUGGUACACCACAGACCUUAAAGAUGCCGAACAGGUGGAACAACUCAGGCAAGAGACAGCCAGUGGACUCAAGAAAAUCAAUAAUGCAGCUCUUCCUGGGAAGCUGAAACUCCGGUGCUUCCAAUUUGGCUUGUUGCCACGCCUGAUGUGGCCAAUUUCAAUGUAUGAGCUCACGGUGUCUCACGCCAACAACCUGGAGAGAUUGGUGAGUACACAAGUGAGGAAAUGGCUUGGGCUACCAAGAUGCCUUAGCAACAUAGGGCUAUAUGGGAAUGGAGCUCUCUCUCUUCCCAUUUCAAGCCUUGUGGAGGGAUAUAAAUGCACCAAAACAAGGUUAGAGAUGACGCUCAAAGAAUCCUGUGAUCCCUGUGUAAGAGAUGCUUCUCCAAGAGUAGCGACAGGAAGGAAAUGGAACCCAACAACAGCGGUAGGAGAUGCAAAGACAGCCCUCAGACAUAAGGACAUCGUGGGACAAGUGCAACAUGGCAGAGGGGGACUUGGUUUGGCAUCAACCACACCCACGUGGCGAAAAGCGACACCAAAGGAACAGCAUCACCUGGUAGUGGAGGAGGUUUUGCAUCAAGAGUAAGCAAGUAGAUGUGCCAGAGCAGUCUCUCAAGCCCAGCAAGGCCAUUUGAUGAGGUGGGAAGGCAUUGAACGGCGCAAAAUCACUUGGAGUGAGCUGUAGAGUAUGGAAACAAACAGGCUAAGUUUUAUCAUAAGAGCUACAUAUGAUGUGCUGCCCUCACCAACAAAUCUGCAUGUUUGAUGUGGACAGGAUCCAGCCUGCCACCUAUGUGCAGCUCCAGAAAACCUCAAACAUGUUCUUGUGGGUUGUAAGACGAACUUGACACGGGGGAGAUACACAUGGCACCACAAUCAAGUACUAAAGUGCUUGGCUGCAUCAGUAGAGACCAAGAGAGUGGCAGCAAAUACUAUCCCCCAAAACACCAAGGCUAACUCGCUAAAAAGGCAACCCUUUAUUCGGGAGGGACAGAAACCGCGGGCCAAGCCCUUAACCCUAGAUUCAGGACUGCUGAGUACAGCCAGGGAUUGGGAAAUGCGAGUUGAUUUAAACCACAGAUUUACUUUCCCCUUGGAAAUCGCAGCGACCAACCUGCGGCCGGACAUGGUUCUGUGGUCCAGCUCCUGUAGGACAGUCCUCAUAGUUGAGAUGACUGUACCUUGGGAAGAGGCCAUUAAUGAAGCAUUUGAAAGAAAGAAUCUCCGGUAUGCCAACUUCUUAUUUUUUAAGACUUUGAAAGUGUCUGUGUGAUAAAUAGAAUAGAGAAAUGGAAUAAAUGGAGAUUGAUGCUUGCACCAUAAGUCUUUACGACUUUUUCAUCCUUUUUAGGCAUCCUUUGUUUAAAGCACCAGGGACACAUGAAUGCUUUUUGAUGUAAGAACUGUAUUUUGGUUUUCCCCCACACAUACAAAUACAAAGAAAGGAAAUUCAAUUUGAAAUACAGCUUGCCACACUUUACUUUUAGAAUUGGAUAUAUUUUUGAGUGAAAAUGAAAAGAAAAAAGUUGAAAGUGAUUUUAAUCAGCUGAAAAGGAAAGCCAUUUCAAAGGCAGAACAUGCAAUAAAAUACAGGGAUGUGCACCGCAUACAAAAACAUGCAAGCAGGCCUUCAAUUUAAACAGCAAGGUUACUGCCCUAUAAAGAAAUAUGCCCACAAAUAUAGAUUCAGUGAUUCAGUCAAGUGACCCUGGACUUUUAAAUGGUAGCAUGAUGAGUAUGUGAUUUCUAGAUAAUCUGUAUUGAUGACACAGUAUAUAAAAUACACCGAUUACAGUGACCAUUAUACACUUAAUAUGCUGUUCCCUAAACAACACAGAAACCCAAGGUGUCACGACUCUGCCUUAUCUUGUCAUGGUUUUCUUGGUCUUGUGGCAGAGUCGUGACAAAGCCUUAUGUUUUGUGUGAGAAAGCCAUGGGGUGUUUAUCUUUUGACAUUCCAUGUGCUUUCUCGUGUCCUGUCAUUGGCCCCUCCCCUCUCGUUUCCUGUAUUGCCUCCCUCCCUGUCUUAUGUUUUUCACCUGCCCCUCGUUAUCUUCCUUUGUUUGUCACCCUUUAUAAUGCCCUCAUGUUUCAUUGUAUUGUUGUUUGUGCUUUACGUUCAGUGUACCCCUGUUCUUGUUUGCCUCCCAUGCUUGCUGUUAUUGGCUGUUCCUGUUGUUGCUGUUUCGUGGGUCUAGUAAGUGUCCAGUUUAGUUUAUGUCUAGUGUUGUUAUCUCAGUUUAGUGUUAGUUAGUCUUCGUCCUGUUUAUUAUCCUGCUAUUCUGUUAUACCCCAUCGUGGGUCUUUGUUUUGUGUUUCUUUGUUUAAAUAAAAUCUGUCUUGUUAACCUCUGCAACCCCGCCUGCCUGCAAUUGGCUCCUUCCACGCUAUUCGUGACAAGGAGCUUUCACAUUUUAAAAGUUGGGCACUUUUAUCAAAUAUACAUGUUUAUAGUAAAUUACUUUGUUGAAAAGAUAUGAUGAAUAAUUAAUUUAUUUGAGUCAGAAAACCAACAUUGUUUGCCCUAAUCUACACACUAAUGUAAACACUGGUCCAGAAGCACUUUCGGUUUUAUUUAUUUUUGUAAUUUUACAAAUAUAAUUACACUUUGAAGAUAUUUGUUUAACAUUUUGAUUUGUUUGUAAAUUUUCUGUUGAUUGGAUUUUGUUCAAAUGUUUGUGCAGUGUAAAAACACUGAAACGGGACAUUCUUCUGGAACAGCAUUGGGCCAGCGUUGCUUACAUUUUCCGAAGUGGUCUAUAAAGACUGCAUGCGGUGCACAUUCAUAGAUAUACAUUGUUUUUUAUUUUUGGAAAUAUUUUCUCAAAUGCUUAAAUAUUUUAACUAAAAAAAUAUGUGAAGUUUUUUUACAUUAAUUGGAGUCAAUUUAAACAUUCCCAGUCAUCUCAGAAUUAUAUAUAUAUUUUUCUGACUUACUAAUUAAUUAAUUAAUAUUCCCUCUGAUUUGUAGGCUCAUGCCACAUUCAACUAACAAUUAGACAUUUUACAAAACCAUACCAGAACGAAUUUAAUCAAAUUUUGCCACCUGUCCAGUACUGGCUGUUUAACCCUAAACCGUUUAAAAUGAAAUGCCUAUAAAUAUUAAUAAAAUCAAUGACCCAUAUAUUGUCUUUCUGUUUUCUUUCUCUCCCCCUUUACUUCCGAAAAAAUUAUACAUGAUUUAUAUAUGAUUCUGAAUGACACAUGUGAGUCAAUAAUACAUGUGGAUCUCUCUCUUUCUCUCUGUUCCCUCUGCAGUAAUUAGAGUUGUGCCAGCAGUAAUAGUGCAGCGUAUACGAUAAUGCAGGCUGAGAGGGGGAUGUAAUCUGCUCUUCUGCUUUUAUUUCGCAGGCUCUCAAUGACUCAGUGAACAAUGAAGGAAAUUAAUGACUGUCAUAGUGUGAAUCCAAUGAUGUGUCCCUGCUCAACCCUUCACCUCCAUGUUCACAAAAACACAGGCAAGAACGCUUUUAAUUCACCUAUUAGCCAGUAUAUCUGUCUACUGCAGCAGACCAUCAUAUUUCUCUAUACCAACUACUGUAGAUCAGAUGCAGAACAACGUGUCAGCUAAAAACCAGGCUGAACGAAAAACACAUUCGAGUCAAUUUCUAGCCAAAACCAAUUUUGUGGACAGCAGGUACUAAAAAACACAAAGUGCUGUAUUAUGGAAGAUGAUAUACGACCUUUCACUGUCAAUUUUAACCUGCCUAUAGUACAUGAGCUUAGGUACUAAUCACUUCAAAUUAACAUUGAUGCCAGACAGCCUGAUCUCUGGAGAAACCAUCUUUGGAAGCGCCUGGAAGAGCCGAUUGCAGUAUCUGUACAUAUAAUCUAUGGUCCGAACUGCUGCAAAUGAGUGGAGGCGGGGACUAAUUUACAUAUUAAUUAUUUGGCGUAUACUAAAUGAGGUAAGGGUGUAGAGUUAAGUCAUUUUAAGGCACGAAGAAAUUUUUGUUAGAGGAAAAAAACUUUACAUAUGCUAUAUUACAUAUGCUAUACUGUAAGUAAUAUAGUGAGCACAACGAAUGCAAUAAUUGAUCAGAAUCAAUUAUUUUAAGUAGUUUUGUUGUAAUUCAUGUGAUUAUAAUAUAGUGCAUUUAAUAUUGUACUAUUAUUGUCAUGUACCAGUGUGCCAUGCAGCCAAACGGACAUUGAGUUAUUACUUGCAGUCCCCAAAACACCAGAAAAGUUCAAUAAAAUUGCAUCCUCCCCAUUUGCCUAUCAAUUUUCCUUCUCUGCAUCAAGUUUCUGUCACGAUCCUGCUCUCCGGUUCAGGUUUUCUAGUACUGUGUCAGGAUCGUGGCAGUACCCACGUGUUCAGUGUGGAGAGAGGCAUGGCGUUUUUUGUUUUGGCGUGCCAUGUGCUCUCGCCGGUCUCGUCUGUGUCCCCGCCCUCUCGUUUCCUCAUGAUUAAUUAUGUAAUGAUUUAACGCCCGCACCUGUUCCCCUCUUGAUUUGUUUCCCUAAUGCCCCUGUGUUUUCUGUGCCUCUUCGUUUUGAUCCUAAACCUUGUCAAGUUGUUGCAUAUUGUUUCUGCUCUGUGAGUCUUGUUCCUGCUUCGUGAGACACAAUCCAGUCUAGUCAGCGUAGUAUAUGUCAAGUGUUGUUUUAGUCUAGUCUAGUUAGUUUAUUGUUCCUGUUCAGUCCGUGUGUUAUAUUCCACUGUUGUUGUUGUUUUACCCCCUCGUGGGUUUUUGCUUUGUUUUUGUUAUUAAAGUCUAUGUUUAUUUGAUCUUGUCUGCAUUUGUGUUCUCUGUUCCGCACACCGACAUGACAGUUUCUAAUAGCAGUCACCAGUUGCUUUCCAACUCGCAUCCGAAUAAGCAACGGUUAUUUUGUAAUUGGAACAGAACAUUGGAGGACAUCAGGUGCCUUGAUUGUGAAGCAUGCGCUGUUAUAGCCAUAGCAUUUAGAAGUAGCUGAGACUCUGCUUGAAAUACUUGAAGGUAUUGGAAAGACAGCCCACACACAGCUAGUUCUUUGUUGGCUUUGAAAGUGAAACCAGGAGGUAAAUUGUUGGGUAUUGAUUUUUUUGAACAAGUAAUCUUUCUAGGCACAGUUUUGAUUGAGGUGGUCUGAAAGAUUCAAGUACAAAGUGCAAGUAAACAAUAGCCAAUGGGACCUAGUGAGUCAAAACCUACUGGGGAAAGCCCAGAAAUUAGACAGCAGAAUACUUAAAACUUCAUAAACAACACACAACUCUUGCUCCAAAAGUUUCAUCUGAACAAAAAGAGUGUGUAACCAAGUUUAUGAGCUACUUUCCAACUAAUGGAUAGCUUGCGUUAUGUAUUGUUUUACCGGCAACAACAUAAACAAACGUUAUGUGGCCCAAACUUAA
Molecule: messenger RNA, 10180 nt
Organism: Triplophysa rosa
Lineage: Eukaryota; Metazoa; Chordata; Actinopteri; Cypriniformes; Nemacheilidae
Gene: got1l1
Product: glutamic-oxaloacetic transaminase 1 like 1
Exons: 8
Coding region: 62-1291 (409 amino acids)
Biological process (GO): L-aspartate biosynthetic process
Cellular component (GO): cytosol
Molecular function (GO): L-aspartate:2-oxoglutarate transaminase activity; pyridoxal phosphate binding
Source: RefSeq, a predicted model, not a curated record